GCGUCUUGUCAACGGCGCAUCCCAGAAGGCUUAGCUGUCGUCGUGGACUGCGAUUCUUUUGCAUACCCUCAUAUACCUCUGGAAUCGCCAAUGUCGGCCUGAAAUGGAUUCUGCCCAGUCGGGGGACGCCCAGGCAUCCAGUGUUCCAGCAGCCACCGAAGAACCAACCGGCGGAGCCUCAACAAAACGUCGCUGGAGAAGGAAUCGGAUAGCUUGUGACUCCUGCCAUUCGCGGCGCGUGCGGUGUGAUCGAGCUUUUCCCUGCUCGCGCUGCCUUCGCAGUGAAAUCCGAUGCGAGUUCACUCGCGAACGACGAAAGAGAGGACGCAUUGCGCGAUCCCGACUGGUAGAGACAAAUGCUGCCACUGAAAAGCCGACCAAACCUGUGGAGUCUCAAGCCUCAGCACCGGCACCUGCGGAAGCAGGAUCUGGUCCGGUUCCAAAUGGCUCUCCCUCUUCAACAUUUCACCAUAGAUCGCCAGCGACAAAUGAUGUGACAGUGUCAGCCCCGAGUAUCGACGAGCGGCGCUCUCAGGCGGAUGUAUCACUUCCUCCCAGGAAGUCAGGGCAUACAGUUAAUGCGACAGAGGAAUGGCUCGCAGGCACGCAUGUCUCUCCAGGUUCCUAUGAGCCCUUGGCAGGCAUCGGCCCUGGGGAAGGCCCUUUUCCUCGAAUCUUCGAUAUCUGGAAUGGGGUUGACUUGGCCGGUUACAGUGACCCAGCAUCUCAAGGUUCCAAGAUAACAGGCCUUGGACAGACACCAGCACCGUCUGCAACGAUCCUAAAAUAUCCAGUACUCCAGCCAGUAAUGCCAUAUUUGGAGUCGAGCUUGCCUCGAAAGCUUGUAUACGAUCUUCUCGACCUGUACUUCACAAGCGCAUUCUCCACGCAUAUGCAUCCCGUGUGUCAUCACAUUCAUUGCUAUGUUCUACGAAAGGCGUCAUUUCUGAGCCGGGAAGCUCCUCGGCCUAGCAGCCCUGCACUUCUGGCCAGCAUGCUUUGGGUGGCAGCGUUAGAUGACCGUGCAUUUGCUUUGCCGAUAUCUCCUCCCCAGAGAAAGAAGAUAUGUCAAUUCCUGUGUGCUCUAACGUUACGGCUUUUGCGACCGUUGGUUCACGUGUCAUUCAAAGAGCAAGAAGGCGCCGCGGCGAGCGACCCACUUCAUGCUGCGGUCGGUCAGGACUGUCCCCCUACAACGGUGCACCACCCAUUUGAAGCCGGCGGUGAUGAUCGGGGGCUGGUCGGCCCUGCAGGAUCAUUGGACGAUGUCAUCACAUACAUCCACGUGGCAUCCAUCAUCUCUUCAAGCGAACAAAAGGCCGCCAGCAUGCGAUGGUGGCAUGCCGCCUUUACUCUGGCACGGGAACUGAAGCUCAAUCAGGAGAUCGAGGUGAUGCCUAGUGAGGAGAAUCACCCAGAGGGCUCGAGCCCAUCAUUUGAUUAUUCACUUGCGGGAUGGAGUGGCGUUGACACGGGCCCCUUUUUCGAUUAUUCAAACCCUGCUCGGCCAAGCUUGAAUUGCGUAUGCGACCGUGGCCACGAAUUGCGUGGCGCUAUUACCGAAGAGCACCGUGAAGAGCGUCGUCGGACAUGGUGGCUUCUCUACAUCAUGGACCGUCACCUCGCUCUCUGCUACAAUCGCCCCCUUGCUCUACUCGACGCUGAAAGCGAGGAUCUUUUAUUGCCGCUGGACGAAGGGUCAUGGCAGUCUGGGAACAUCCACAGCAAUAGUCCCAAACCGGAUGGACCACAGUGCCCGCUGUCAGGCGAGAAGAACAAACGCCGUGUUUUCCCCAAUUUUAUUUGCCAUGACCACUCUAUCUUCGGCUUCUUCCUGCCUCUCAUGACCAUUACUGGCGAACUAAUCGACUUGAACCAAGCUCGUAACCAUCCGAUGCUUGGAGCACGCUUGAAUGGAAAGGACGCCUGGGAUGCGCACGUCGGUGAAGUGCUGCGCCAGCUUGAGCUCUACAAGGCUAGUCUCACAACGUUUGCUGCCACUGCGUCGGAUCCAGAUGCGCCCUUAUCCAGUGCCUUUCCCCCUAAACCCGAUCAACAACCAGUCGAACCCUCACUUGCCCAGGCUUAUUCAUGGCAUACUCAGACGGUCAUUUCGUAUGCAUCUUACCUCGUGCAUGUGCUACAUAUUCUUCUUGUCGGGAAAUGGGAUCCUGUGUCGUUGAUCGAAGAUAAGGACUUCUGGACUUCAUCGCCCGCGUUCGCCUCGACCAUCUCCCACGCCCUUGAUGCGGCAGACUCGGUGGACCAUAUCCUACGUUACGAUCCCGACAUCAGUUUUAUGCCGUAUUUCUUCGGCAUUCAAUUACUUCAAGGCAGCUUUCUUCUCUUGCUGAUUGUGGAGCGGCUGCAGAAAGAAGCCGGGGAGGGUAUUUUAAAUGCGUGCGAGGUGAUGAUCCGAGCGACCGAGUCCUGUGUGGUGACGUUGAACACUGAAUACCAACGAAAUUUCCGACAGGUCAUGCGGAGCGCCGUUGCGCAGGCGCGUGGGCGCCCUGUCAAUCACAGCGAGAUCCGGCAUCGUCGCAAGGCCGUCUUAGCACUCUACCGGUGGACCCGGAAGGGCACUGGGUUGGCUCUUUAGAAUUAGAGUUUCUCACAGCGCCGAUGCCCAUUUCAGCGCACGGUUGCAUCGGCUCCGCAUCCGCAGGCCAUCGGCUGGAGAGAGCUUAAAUCAUCUCCCGCCAGGGCAUGCUCGGUUCUAGGCCAGUCGCAGAGACUGGAAUAUGCAGGCACGGUAUCCCCUCCCUCUCGGUUGAUUACCUUGCCUGAAAUGGGCUCGCUCCAGAUCGCCUCUUUGGCUAACUGCCCCGUGCCUGCAUCUGCCGGACCUUACCCCGGCAUUGGUCAUUGAUCACAGCGGCUGUUUCUAUUAUUCCGAAGUACCUCGUAGUAUUUAUUAUCCAUCUUUCUUGGAUACUGCACUUCGAUGUUACCCUGUACAUAUACGAGCAUUUAUGCUGCUUUUGGUGUCUUGUGGUUUGUUUGUUCUGGCUCGUUGGUUUUAAACUAUUAAGCGG
Aspergillus costaricaensis CBS 115574 is the source of this 3038-nucleotide messenger RNA. Its product is annotated as C6 transcription factor. Gene Ontology annotation, molecular function: DNA-binding transcription factor activity, RNA polymerase II-specific; zinc ion binding; DNA binding. NCBI's taxonomy places the organism in Eukaryota, Fungi, Ascomycota, Eurotiomycetes, Eurotiales, Aspergillaceae. Gene Ontology annotation, biological process: regulation of DNA-templated transcription; DNA-templated transcription. Bases 104 to 2602 code for a protein of 832 amino acids. The record is from RefSeq and is a predicted model, not a curated record. The transcript is spliced from 3 exons.